GUUCGACAAACACGCGAAAUACACGUAUGUCUGUUUAAUUAUUUUUUACACUUUGUUGAACAUUUUCGGGUCAAGUGCUUUUAAGUUCUGUUUUCAAAUUCUGGAUUGUGUCCGUUUCAAAUUUUCCGCAUGUGACAUUAACUACUUGGCCGGAGAAUUGAGGAGCCCUGAGGGCUCUCACCCAGUACAAAAUUUAAGACAAAAGGCCUGAAGGCUAACAAAUGAUACAGCGAUAGAUCGUCAUAACUUAUGUGAUUGUGGAAAGGAAAAGCAAUAGAAGACCCAAGCACAAAAGAAGACCAGAACACCCUGGCCAAGUAGAUUUCCGGCCAAGCGGUGAAUGCUAUCCCCUGCAAAUCCCCAAGACACGUCACAAAAAGUACCAAGGCGUCAUAACCAAGCAAGAUGUUAGUAUCAACGAUAAACACGCUCAUACCGCGCGUGCGAUUCAAGUUGUACAGGCCAACGAUAGAAAAUUUCGUAUUCCAACUGCAUUAUAAGGCUACGGUGACUAUCCUACUGGCUUUUGUGAUCCUGGUAUGCGCCAGAGAGUACUUCGGAGACCACAUCAAGUGCAUCUCAGACCAGGGUGUGCCGAAUCAUGUUAUCCAGACUUACUGCUUCUUUAUGGCUACUUUCACUGUUGUCCGUCACUACAACGAGUCCCUCCUCCAAGCAGGGUUCCUGCCUCAUCCCGGAGUGGGCCCCAUGUCCGACUCAGACGAGACCCUGCACCACACCUACUACCAGUGGGUACCCUUCGUUCUAUUCCUCCAGUCCAUCUGCUUCUACCUGCCGCAUUAUAUCUGGAAAAAGAAAGAAGGUGGGCGGAUAAAGGCGCUGGUAGAAGGUCUGCAGUACGCCAGCUUAGCGCUUGAGGACCAAGAUAUGACUGUGAAUGGCACGACGGUGCCUUCCAAGCUGUCCUUGGAGAAUAGGCUGAAUACUAUUAGGAAGGAUAUCAUUUUAAGGCUCCGCAUCAGCCGGACGUGGUCGACGUGGCUUGUCGCGAUGGAGGUGGUCAACCUGCUGCACGUGAUGCUGCAGAUCUGGCUCAUCAACAUCUUCCUCAACGGCAACUUCCUCUGCCUCGGCCCCUGGGUGAUGAGCGUCCAGAACUGGAACAACAUUGCGGAUCCGCUGGAGACUGUGUUUCCUAAGGUGACAAAGUGCCUGUUCCACAAGUACGGUCCCAGCGGCUCGAUCCAGCAGCACGACGCUUUGUGCGUGAUGGCGCUGAACAUCAUCCACGAGAAGAUCUACACUGUGCUCUGGUUCUGGCUGUUGUUCCUCUUCAUCGCUUCGCUGCUUGCGGUGAUCUGGCGCGUCGUUUCUUACUUCGUGUACCGGCGGUCCACACGGUUCACGGAGAUGAUGUUCCGCCAGGUGGCUGGCUCCAAGUUCAGCCCCACCAACGUCAUCAGGGUCGUCAACGGCUGCCAGUUUGCCGACUGGCUCUUCCUCUACUACCUGUCUAAGAACAUGCAGGGAUUCGUCUUCCAGGAACUGUUCAUCCGCUUGGCCGAGGAGCUGGAGAAGCGAGACAUGCCGUUCAAGCAGGAGGGGUACGAAGAGAAGGGCGCAGAGCCCGUGCUGCUUAGCAGGAUGGACUAUGAUGACGAGACCUUGCCGCUCAAGGAUGAGAAGAAGGCCUCAUAGAAGCGUUGCUGAACUGAUCAAGCUAAUGUAGUCAACCUAACGAUAUUUGACCUUGAAAAUCAUGUAUACUACAGACAGGACAAUCGAUAGUAUCGACAACUCAUUUAGAUCAGUACUAUCAUCGUGUGUGACGGUCGAAAAGUAUUGCCAUAGAAUAAGGAAGAACUACCACCGGCUGAGCUAGGUUUACCUAACCCCUUGGUCUUGCGUUAGUCUUCAAUUGUAUGGGCGUCAGACGUCACUCACACAGAUGCGCCGUAACCGCGCCAAUGUGUAGUGUCUGUGUAAAACGAGGUGUUUUGUAUGAGCAAUGGCCGCUUUUCGUAGGAUUGAGCAUACCUGAUUUAAUUAUAAUACCAUACUUUCAAUUACGCUUCAUACACGUAUUCUUUUAAUGUACUUACUUAAUAAAAAAAAGUAUUAUGUACUUAAAUAUAUACGUUUUUAGGCAUUCGGACUUUGCUCAAGUUUUUUGUGAUAAAAACUCAAAAGAGAUACUAAUAAUACUUAUUGCUUGCCAUAAUACUUAUGUAAUAACUAAGCUAUUAUUUUUUUAAGGAUUAAUUUAAACACUAAAGACGAUUAUUACCUUAAUAUAAUGAUGGAUAUUUAUGAAACAAAAAAAAUAUAUUUAUGCCAAAUUACGGCAAAAUGUGAGGUCCAAAAAUAAUUGUAAGAUCUUUAUAUUAUGUUACCAUGUUUUUUUGCAAAUAGGUAAAUAAUUUAUGAUUUAUGAAAAAACAGGGAAGUAACUGUUAAAAAUACGUAGUUAUAAACUCAAGUAAGCCAGCUGCUACUCAUGACGUCUAUUUUGACGUAAUAGGUACGUUGUGUAGAAGGUCGAAGGCCCUACGUUGAUACGGAAGCUAAGAAUAUUACGAUUUCGAUGUUGGUAUAACGAGUUAGGACCCCGAUACCGACCCCGCUGGCGUGGUCGACGAUUUCCCUCAAUCAGCGCUUAUCGCUGUCGACCCACUAGGGUCGAUUAAUUCUUUCAAAUAUUUUUCCUCUCAGACGACGCCCUGAGCCGAGGUUCGCGCCCAACUGGGCACCCUCAGGCCUGUUGUCUUAAACGUUGUACCGGGUGAGAGUCUUCAGCGCUUCCCAUUGGCCAAGUAGUUAAUGCCAUCUGCGGCAAAUCUACAAUAAGUCACGUCAAAAAAAGAGAGACUUUCCAGGCUGUGUUCCCCAAAACUAAUAUAGAAUGCGACACAUUACAUUGAUUACAUUUUUACGUUAGGAUCUACUCAUUGCUCCACAGUGGAAGCUAUAGAGUAGGGAUUCGAUAAUUACAAUAGCUUAUAAAUUAUUAUUACACGAUCGUCAUGGAUGGCGGUUCAAAGGUCGAGGGGGUUUUUUUUGUUAGAUUUUCAACCUCUACUAAUUAUUAUUAUGUGUCGUCUUAUUCAUGUUUGAUCAUAAAUGAGUAUCACGUACUCAGCGGUGAUGGAAAACGUCGUGAGACAACCCACAUUCCCGAGAAAUGCAUUUUCGGAAGUAUGUAACCUAUCCUGUAUUGGGCUGGUUUUCCCUUCGCGAGUUGGAAGGUCGGACAGGCAAUCGCUUCUGUACCUAAAAAACUGAUCAAAUCUUUAGGUUAGGUAAGCGGACCCUGUGAAAAACGGGAUGAUGAUUUGUCGUUGGGACCGACUGACUAUUCAGUAAUUUGUACCAAAAGGCCACAUUAAAGGAAUUCUGCUACUUGACAUUGUGUUGCCAUCGCGCAUUUACUUUUCGAUUAACUUACGAUUUUACAUGCACAAAUGUCAAAUUAUAAUGUUGUUUUUUUGGUGAUGAAUUGCUUCAAUGUGGCCGUUUUGACCUCUCGGAAUUGUGAAACUUAGAAUAAGAGAACUUUUUUAUGUACCUAUAAGUACCUACUAGUUUUGUUUGAAGAACAAAUAAAACGUUAAUGAUUAUUUUAUAAAUAAAAUAAAAUAUAAAUAAAUUAUAUUAUAUAAGUGACUUGCUGUGGUCUAGUCUGUUGUUGAGUGUAAAUACAUUUUAUGUUUGUUUUAUUA
Molecule: messenger RNA, 3680 nt
Organism: Pectinophora gossypiella (pink bollworm)
Lineage: Eukaryota; Metazoa; Arthropoda; Insecta; Lepidoptera; Gelechiidae
Gene: Inx7
Product: innexin inx7
Exons: 9
Coding region: 406-1659 (417 amino acids)
Biological process (GO): phototransduction
Cellular component (GO): gap junction; plasma membrane
Molecular function (GO): gap junction channel activity
Source: RefSeq, a predicted model, not a curated record